UUGCCUCUGAUUGGGCUCUGGCGCAUCGUACUCAUACAGUCGAGUCGUUAUCACCCACUUUUUUGCUGUUUUAAAGUUGUUUUUAUAUUUUUUACUACCCCGAACGGGAAUACUUUUCGUCUUAAACUUGGUCUGGAUAUCUCUGCUACCAUGUCCUACCAGUACUGUGCAGGGGAAGCCAUUAAGGGUCGGAGUGGCUGUAAAGUACACUAGCUCUCUACCCCCGACCCCGCUGCCAGGAUGCUCCGUAAGAGCAGCGACGGCGGCAGUGUCAAGAGUGGUCACGCUUCCGCUACCUCCAGGCAUCACUCCAGUUCCCUGACGGGCUCUCUGUCGGCCGGCUCUACCAAGACCUGGGAUGCAGGGCACAGGCGGCGCUCCCACAACCCGCUGAGCGGCGCAGAUCCUUCGGAUCCGUCAGUGUCGGCGUCAUGCCGGCCCGGAGUGGAUCCGGAGUAUGUCAUGAUGCUGGUGAAUGACGUCAGGUGGUUCGCCAAUGUGCUGCUGCACCUCAAGGAAGCCUUCCAGAGUCCAGAUGGCUCGGAAGCUCUCCAACAAAUGGUCCAGGAGCGUCUGGCCGAGCUGCUGCGCGUCCUCAAGGCCGUCAUCGGCAAACACCAGGCCCUCAACUCGGUGGACAUCCUGGGCAAGGCGGGCACGCUCAUCGCCAAGGUGAAAGGCAUCAACUUCAAUGACAUCAGACCCAACAACCUAGAAAGCACGUUUGGCGAGAUUCAUGCGUCCAUCGACACUUUAGCGUUCACCUUCGGCAAUGUAGUUUCUGACUUCCUUAUGGGAGAUGUGGACAAUGGCUCAGGGUUGGGGACCCCCCAGACCAGAAGAAGCCGGUCUUUCGACAACCUCGCCGUGGAGCCCGAAGACUACGCGGCCGAGAAGAACGACCUUGCUGGCCCAGAUGUUUCCCUGUCACGCGAGGAGGAGGUGGACCUGACACUGCUGAAGCAUGACAGCGGGGUGGAGUCAGCUCUGCUCUACGCUAAAGCCUGGUCCAAGUACAUCAAGGACCUGCUGGGCUGGAUGGAGAAAAGAGUGACCAUGGAUAUGGAGUGUGCCAAAAGUUACGCCAAACUGGCAGAGUCGGUCAAGUCGCUGGUGACACAGCAGGACUACAUGCCCUUCAGCGACAUUUACAAUUCCACCUUCAAGAACGACAUUGAGUAUAACCAACUGCUCGUGCAAACCGCCAUGGCCUUGCAGACGAAUAAAUUCAUACAGCCUCUCUUGGGUCGUAAGAAUGAACUGGACAAAUUGAGGAAAGACCUCAAGGAGCAGUGGCAGAAGGAGCAGAAGAAAAUGCACGAGGCGGACACGAGCCUGCGAAAGGCUCGGGCGCUAAAAGCCCAGAGGCGAGAAGAGUAUCAGAAGGCCUGCUCGUCCACCAGCCGCUCCCUGGAGGAGCAGCCCAACGCUGGCAACAAGCAGCUGGAGAGAAAGAGGAGGCUGGAAGAGGAGGCCCUGCAGAAGGCCGAGGAAGCCCAGGAACAAUACCAGAGCAGCAUGGCUGACGCGGGCGUCAGGAGAAUGGACCUGGCCAAUGUCAAGCGCACCAUCCUCACCCAAAUCCGAGAGACCGUUUUCCAGUGCGACCUCACGCUCAAGGCGGUAACGGUCAACUGGUUCCAGAUGCAACACGUGCAGAUGGCGUUGCUACCCGCUCAUCACCAGGCGCUGAGUGACAGCGCCAAGCUGUACGAGCCCGGCGAGUGCUACUCUGAGUUUGUGCGUCGCCUUCCCCGACACCUGCCCAGGGAGCGCAUGCACUCCGACUCGGUUUCUUCAGACGGUGCCAGGUUCGCGUUUGCCAAGCGGUCAGUGGGCAGCACCCACUCCUCCCACGGAAACCUGUCCCAGGCCUCGCUCACCUCCUGCGAUGUCCUCAGCGGCGACGAGGUGGACAGCCCGCUUCGCCGCCGGCCGGGGAUCGCCAAGCGCCGCUCCAACAGCAGCACCGACAUCCCUGCAGGGUUGAGGGGGCAGGCCCCGCCACUCCGAGCCUGGACCUCCGGCAGUCCGGGGAGCCAGGGUGGGAUGUGCAGUGACUCUGAGAGCGCGGGCGGCAGCAGUGAGUCCAGGUCCAUGGACUCCCCAUCUGCCAGUCCAGGCGACUUCAAGCGACGCCUGCCCAGAACUCCUUCCACCGGCACCAUGUCUUCUGCUGACGACCUGGACGAGCGAGAACCCCUGUCACCUUUGGACAAUGGUCUGGCCGAGAUGGUAACAGAGACGGCCAGCUCUCCCGGCCCCUUCCGCAACGCUCAGAUGUCCAAAGCGGCGCAGACGCACAAACUUAGGAAGCUCCGAGCGCCGUCCAAGUGCCGCGAGUGCGAUAGCCUGGUGGUCUUCCACGGGGCCGAGUGCGAGGAGUGCUCGCUGGCAUGCCACAAGAAGUGUCUGGAGACGCUGGCCAUCCAGUGCGGCCACAAGAAGUUGCAGGGCAGGCUGCAGCUCUUCGGCAUCAACUUCACCCAGGCGUCCAAAAACAGCGCCGACGGAAUCCCCUUCAUCAUCAAGAAGUGCACCUCUGAAAUCGAAAGCCGCGCUCUCAACAUUAAGGGCAUUUACCGCGUGAACGGCGCCAAGUCGCGCGUGGAGAAGCUGUGCCAGGCCUUUGAGAACGGCAAAGACCUGGUGGAGCUGUCGGAGCUGUCUCCGCACGACAUCAGCAACGUGCUCAAGCUCUACCUGAGACAGUUACCAGAGCCGCUGAUCCUCUACCGCUUCUACAACGACUUCAUCGGCAUGGCCAAAGAGUACCAGCGCCUGGUGGUGGAGGAGGCCCAGGAAAGCGAUUCCAAGAAGUCCGACGAGCUUAGCGUCCACCUCAACCGCGUGGUCCUCCGCAUUCGGGAUCUUCUGCGCCAGCUGCCCGCCGCCAACUACCGCACACUGCAUUUCCUCGUCACGCACCUCAACAGAGUGUCAGAACAUGCGGAAGAGAACAAAAUGACGGCAAGCAAUCUUGGCAUCAUCUUUGGCCCCACGCUGCUGAAGCCGCGGCAGGCGGAUGCCGAAGUGUCCCUGUCAUCCCUGGUGGACUACCCGUACCAGGCCCUCAUGGUAGAGCUGCUGGUGCGACACUUCCAGGUGGUGUUUGAUGCUUCGCCGUCGAGCCGGUCGGACGCCGCUGCUGCCGGCCGGAGUUCCCCUGGCCUCACCCCGCAGGAGAAGCUGCAGCGCCUCAGCAGACAUUCUGCCUCCCUGACGGACAUCAAAGAGAGUGCCAAAGUGUACAAGAGGUUCUCCUCCGUGAUCCCGUCCUCUCACAUCCUGGACGAGGUCCAGGAGGUUCAGCCCGGAACCGACCGGACGGACUCCUCAGACGGCGUCAACGGCGUCGAUAAGCGAUCGAGCCACGCCGCUCCCUCCGGCUCCACAUCAUCCAACCUGGCAUCAACGGUGCAGCUCCGAGCCCAUCGCUCUCGGCCAGCGUGCCGUCCUAUUAGCAUGCCUUUGGAACGCCUCCCUACGCCUGUGGAGCGCAUCGACCCGGUGGUGGAAGCCAUCGCAGAGACGGCGGGCGUGGAGCCGGCGGCUGCCCGCGCAGGCUCGUCUCGAGUCAGCACCUACUACAUCACGCCCUUCAUUGACACCCGGACCAUGCAACGGCGGACGUGGGACAGGAAGUACAAACAUUACGACGUCACGCCCAGGACCGCCAUGAUCAUGGCAAAGCUGCCCACCGCCAGCGCUUCCGCCGGCACCAUGUUCAACAACAACCCCUUCGCCUUGUCCGUCAAACCCACCUGGGCGUCCGCCGCACAGGAUGACCAGCCGUCUUCCUGCUCGCCGUUAACGCUCAGACCCCCAAGAACUCUGCAGCCCCCGCCGGGGACCUUCUACAAGCCCCCUGUGGGCAGAGCGAGGACGGUCCCCGACUGGACCACCACCGCUACCACCCCCACCAUGGUAGCCACCACAGCCACGUCCCCCAGCUCCCCGCCCGGCCGCCUCCAGACACAGGACUCUACCGACAGCGCCAUUGACCCCGGGGCGGCCUCCCUGUCACCCCCGCAAUCGCCACCCCCCGGCAGCCCCGACGAUCCCGUCGAGACCAAGGCCGUCUACCAAAGACUGCGACCUCGCCGCCUCCAGGAGCUGGAGCACAGAGAGGCCCACUUUGUCUAACAAUUUUUAACAUGCCAUUAAAGCAGUGCUUCUCAAAUAGUGGGGCGCGCCCCCCUUGGGGGGCGCGGUGCUAUUCCUGGGGGGGCGCGUGUGACCCUGGGGAACAGGCUUUUUUUUUGGCAGUACUAGAAUAAAGUGUAAUUGCGCGUUUACUACAGCAGGGGGCAGUGGCGCUCUCAUUGUUACUUCUGUCACGUUUGCGACAGUGCAACAUUUUACGAUUUACAAGACAAGUUAGGAUAGUCACGGUGGGGAGGGGGGGCGCGAAUAGUUUUCUUCUUGCUAGGGGGGGGCGUAACAGAAAAUAAUUGAGAAGCACUGCAUUAAAGUGUUCCCAAAUCUUCUCACUGAACAAAACCACUGAAACAAGAGCCAGCCUAUGGUUUUUCCUUCUUUGUUUCCUCGCUGAGUUUUCCUGGCAUCCUGCAAUGCACUUAAUGCAGCUUUUAUACUCAGCACAAUGUUCAAGCUAAAUGUCUUUGCACCCUUUUAAAUGUUCCUGCACCAAAGAGCGUAAGGGGCCACACGGAAAUAAGAAACAGGAAGGGGGGGGGGGCACAACAUUUUUAUUUUUUUAUUUUUGAAGGGUUUUUAGGCUUUUAUUAAUUAUCAAUGGAUUUGUUAAAUUGAUUGGUUGUCGAUUAAUGGUUGCACCUAUGUUCUUUCCAGUCACAUCAAUUUAUAUGAAAAGUUAUAUAUCAGGAAAAAAACGUUAUCUCAAACCCGAUUUCAUUUUCUCAACAUUAUAACUUUUCUCUGAAAAAAUACUUUUUAUCUUGAAAAAAAGCAACUUUCUAUUUCAAAAAAUAUUUUAAUUUAAUAUUCCAUCUUUCUUUGCUCCUAUCUUCCCAUCACGAUACGACUUUUGUACUUUUGUCAUGUGUUCCUCUUCCGUGUGGCUCUAAUUUGCCUUGGUAAUAUUACUGUCAUGCUUGGUACCUCCCUAUUGUGGAUAUGUAAAGCAUAUUUAUGGAUGGUUUUCCUCUCCAUCCUUCAUACUGCAUGUUUGUUGCGUCUUGUUGCCUUGGCGACCUCACAGACGAUGUGCGGCACUGCUCGCCGCGGAUUAAAAAAAAAAAAAAAAAAAGUUGUCUACCAGCAAAUUUCUGGUUUAUUUCGGUCUACAAUCAAAGCCAAUAUUUUGUUCCUUGUCAGUGUGAUGUUGCAACUAUUUUGAAGAUAAUGUAUAAAUCUUCAAACACAACUUUCUUGUUAUAUGACAAAUUAAAACAGAAAAAGAAAUAAACCCAGCAAAUGACCGCGAUAA
Messenger RNA from Syngnathus typhle (broad-nosed pipefish), 5413 nucleotides. RefSeq names its product rho GTPase-activating protein 29-like. Lineage: Eukaryota; Metazoa; Chordata; Actinopteri; Syngnathiformes; Syngnathidae. The transcript has 22 exons. Gene Ontology annotation, cellular component: cytoplasm. Gene Ontology annotation, biological process: signal transduction; activation of GTPase activity. The record is from RefSeq and is a predicted model, not a curated record. The coding region runs from base 241 to 4146 and encodes 1301 amino acids. Gene Ontology annotation, molecular function: GTPase activator activity.